Messenger RNA from Cebus imitator (Panamanian white-faced capuchin), 4131 nucleotides. RefSeq names its product WASH complex subunit 5 (gene WASHC5). NCBI's taxonomy places the organism in Eukaryota, Metazoa, Chordata, Mammalia, Primates, Cebidae. The transcript is spliced from 29 exons. Gene Ontology annotation, biological process: endosome fission; regulation of actin nucleation; actin filament polymerization. Gene Ontology annotation, cellular component: WASH complex; endosome. Bases 305 to 3784 code for a protein of 1159 amino acids. The record is from RefSeq and is a predicted model, not a curated record.
GCUUCGGUCAUGUGACAGCCUUGGGCGUCAGGGGACGGAAGCGGUACUCGAACCCGGUCCUGGUCGGGGACUGUGGUUAGAAGAGGACCGUCACCGUGAGGGAGGAGUGGGACCCAGGUGCGGACUCCGCGCGCGACCGCGUGCCCUGCGCGUGCGCCGCUGGCGCGGCCCUGCUGACAGGUUAUUUAAUGGAGCAGCCAAUCUCUCUGCACACCUGGUUUCAUCUAAUAAUCUACAGAUACCAGCUCUGAGGCCAGUUAAUCAUUCCCAGUGUCCAGGCACGGAGUAGUCAGUCCUGCUCACAAUGGUGGACUUUCUAGCCGAGAACAACCUCUGCGGCCAAGCAAUCCUAAGGAUUGUUUCCUGUGGUAAUGCCAUCAUUGCUGAACUUUUGAGGCUCUCUGAGUUUAUUCCUGCUGUGUUCAGGUUAAAAGACAGAGCUGAUCAACAGAAAUAUGGAGAUAUCAUAUUUGAUUUCAGCUAUUUUAAGGGUCCAGAAUUAUGGGAAAGCAAACUGGACGCUAAACCAGAGCUACAGGAUUUAGAUGAAGAAUUUCGUGAAAACAACAUAGAAAUUGUGACCAGAUUUUAUUUAGCAUUUCAAAGUGUGCAUAAAUAUAUUGUAGACUUAAACAGAUAUCUGGAUGAUCUCAAUGAAGGGGUUUAUAUCCAGCAAACCUUAGAAACUGUGCUUCUCAAUGAAGAUGGAAAACAACUUCUGUGUGAAGCACUAUACUUAUAUGGAGUUAUGCUACUGGUCAUUGACCAAAAGAUUGAAGGAGAAGUCAGAGAGAGGAUGCUGGUUUCUUACUACCGAUACAGUGCUGCACGAUCUUCUGCUGAUUCAAAUAUGGAUGAUAUUUGUAAGCUGCUUCGAAGUACAGGUUAUUCUGGCCAACCAGGUGCCAAAAGACCACCCAAUUAUCCCGAGAGCUAUUUCCAGAGAGUGCCUAUCAACGAAUCCUUCAUCAGUAUGGUUAUUGGUCGACUGAGAUCUGAUGAUAUUUACAACCAGGUCUCAGCUUAUCCUUUGCCGGAGCAUCGCAGCACGGCCCUGGCAAACCAAGCUGCCAUGCUGUACGUGAUUCUCUACUUUGACCCUUCCAUUCUUCACACCCAUCCAGCAAAAAUGAGAGAGAUCGUGGAUAAAUACUUUCCAGAUAAUUGGGUAAUUAGUAUUUACAUGGGGAUCACAGUUAAUCUAGCAGAUGCUUGGGAACCUUACAAAGCUGCAAAAACUGCUUUAAACAAUACCUUGGACCUUUCAAAUGUCAGAGAACAGGCAAGCAGAUAUGCUACUGUCAGUGAAAGAGUGCAUGCUCAAGUACAGCAAUUUCUAAAAGAAGGUUAUUUAAGGGAGGAGAUGGUUCUGGACAAUAUCCCAAGGCUUCUGAACUGCCUGAGAGAUUGUAAUGUUGCCAUCCGAUGGCUGAUGCUUCAUACAGCAGACGCAGCCUGUGACCCAAACAACAAACGCCUUCGUCAAAUCAAGGACCAGAUUCUAACAGACUCUCGGUACAAUCCCAGGAUCCUCUUCCAGUUGCUAUUGGAUACUGCACAGUUUGAGUUUAUACUCAAAGAGAUGUUCAAGCAAAUGCUUUCAGAAAAGCAAACCAAAUGGGAGCAUUACAAGAAAGAGGGUUCAGAGCGGAUGACUGAGCUUGCUGAUGUCUUUUCAGGAGUGAAACCCCUAACAAGAGUGGAGAAAAAUGAAAAUCUUCAAGCUUGGUUCAGAGAGAUCUCAAAACAAAUAUUGUCAUUGAAUUAUGAUGAUUCUACUGCUGCGGGCAGAAAAACAGUGCAACUGAUACAAGCUUUGGAGGAGGUUCAAGAAUUCCACCAGUUGGAAUCAAAUCUGCAAGUAUGCCAGUUUCUUGCCGAUACUCGAAAGUUUCUUCAUCAAAUGAUCAGAACUAUUAACAUUAAAGAAGAGGUUCUGAUCACAAUGCAGAUCGUAGGGGAUCUUUCUUUUGCUUGGCAGUUGAUUGACAGUUUCACAUCCAUCAUGCAAGAAAGCAUAAGGGUAAAUCCAUCCAUGGUUACUAAACUCAGAGCUACCUUCUUAAAGCUUGCCUCUGCCCUCGAUCUGCCCCUUCUUCGUAUUAAUCAGGCAAAUAGCCCUGAUCUGCUCAGCGUGUCACAGUACUAUUCUGGAGAGUUGGUGUCCUAUGUGAGAAAAGUUUUGCAGAUCAUCCCAGAAAGUAUGUUUACAUCUCUUCUAAAGAUCAUAAAGCUUCAGACCCACGAUAUUAUUGAAGUGCCUACCCGCCUGGACAAAGACAAGCUGAGGGACUAUGCCCAGCUGGGCCCACGAUAUGAGGUUGCCAAGCUUACUCAUGCUAUUUCCAUUUUUACUGAAGGCAUCUUAAUGAUGAAAACGACUUUGGUUGGCAUCAUCAAGGUGGAUCCAAAGCAGUUGCUGGAAGAUGGAAUAAGGAAGGAGCUUGUGAAGCGUGUUGCCUUUGCCCUGCAUAGGGGACUGAUAUUCAACCCUCGAGCCAAGCCAAGUGAACUGAUGCCCAAGCUGAAAGAGUUGGGAGCCACUAUGGAUGGAUUCCAUCGUUCUUUUGAAUACAUACAGGACUAUGUCAACAUUUAUGGUCUGAAGAUUUGGCAGGAAGAAGUGUCUCGUAUUAUAAAUUACAAUGUGGAGCAAGAGUGUAAUAACUUCCUAAGAACAAAGAUUCAAGAUUGGCAAAGCAUGUACCAGUCCACUCAUAUUCCAAUACCCAAGUUUACCCCUGUGGAUGAGUCUGUAACGUUUAUUGGUAGACUCUGCAGAGAAAUCCUGCGGAUCACAGACCCUAAAAUGACAUGUCACAUAGACCAGCUGAACACUUGGUAUGAUAUGAAAACUCAUCAGGAAGUGACCAGCAGCCGCCUCUUCUCAGAAAUCCAGACCACCUUGGGGACUUUUGGUCUGAAUGGCUUAGACAGGCUUCUGUGCUUUAUGAUUGUAAAAGAGUUACAGAAUUUCCUCAGUAUGUUCCAGAAAAUUAUCCUGAGAGACAGAACUGUUCAAGACACUUUAAAAACCCUCAUGAAUGCUGUCAGCCCCCUAAAAAGUAUUGUAGCAAAUUCAAAUAAAAUUUAUUUUUCCGCUAUUGCCAAAACACAGAAGAUUUGGACUGCGUACCUUGAAGCUAUAAUGAAGGUUGGGCAGAUGCAGAUUCUGAGACAACAGAUUGCCAAUGAAUUAAAUUAUUCUUGUCGGUUUGACUCUAAACAUCUGGCAGCUGCUCUGGAGAAUCUCAAUAAGGCUCUCCUAGCAGACAUUGAAGCCCACUAUCAGGACCCUUCGCUUCCUUAUCCCAAAGAAGACAACACACUUUUAUAUGAAAUCACAGCCUAUCUGGAGGCAGCUGGCAUUCACAACCCACUGAAUAAGAUAUACAUAACAACAAAGCGCUUGCCCUAUUUUCCAAUUGUCAACUUCCUAUUUUUGAUUGCUCAGUUGCCAAAACUUCAGUACACCAAAAAUUUAGGGAUGGUCUGCCGAAAACCAACCGACCCAGUCGACUGGCCACCGCUUGUCCUGGGACUGCUCACUCUGCUGAAGCAGUUCCAUUCCCGGUACACCGAGCAGUUCCUGGCGCUGAUCGGUCAGUUCAUCUGCUCCAUGGUGGAGCAGUGUACAAGCCAGAAGAUACCUGAAAUACCUGCAGAUGUUGUGGGUGCCCUUCUGUUCCUGGAGGAUUAUGUUCGGUACACAAAGCUACCCAGGAGGGUUGCUGAAGCACAUGUGCCUAAUUUCAUAUUUGAUGAGUUCAGAACAGUACUGUAACUUUUUUCUACUUCUUCAAUGGAAGGAUUGUCCUUAGAUCUUCCCACCAUCGCUAAAACAAAUUUGAAAAUGAAAAGAAACUCAGUUGUUCAUAUAACUGUGUUUUUUGCCCUCUGUUAUUGGAAACAUCAGAUAUUCUGAGUAAGAUAUAUCUCAUGGCAUUAGUCAAUAUAACUGAUAGUUUAAAUCAUAUUACAUGCAAUUUCUAUCAUGUAGAAGCAGAACACAUUUUUGUACUGCCUCUCAUAAAUGCUGACUGUAACUGUUAUGUAUAAAUCCAUGUAGUUUUAUGUUCUAAAGAACUAUUUGUCCAACUCCAGAUUUUCAGUAAAAUCGUAUUACCAGUA